AUGGCCGGCUACCAACGACCCAUGAGUUUUUCCGAAAGACGAGGAAGCGCCCUCAGUGACGACUUGACCCUCGGCACAUCGACGAACCCCAUGGUUAACCACCGCUUGGAAAAGCUGCCUCAGCAGCAACGGCACCUGCGUGGACCUCCUACUCCCAGCAUGUCUACACCCGCCGCGGACUUUGAUCAACAACUCACUGGCUCACCUCCACCGCCUCCCACACCCGCUGCGUCUCCGGGACCUUCGCAUUUCCAACCAGAUUGGAGUGAUGCGGCUGAUGAUGAGGACUUCUUUCUCGCCAAACAAUUGAGUUUCGUUCACCAAUUUGUGAGCCCUUUAUUGAAAAAGGACCCAUUUACAAGUCUGCCAGACGAACUGUGUCUUCGGGUGUUAUCUUUCAUCGAUGACCCAAAAGUUUUAGCACGAGCCUCGCAAGUUUCCAAACGAUGGCGAGAUCUCCUUAGCGACGACAUGACAUGGAAGAAUCUUUGUGUCAAACACGACUACGGCCGCCGACUAUCAGAGGUCUACACACACGCACCUAAUUUCUCACCGAGACCAUCAGUACAGGCUUUGCAUGGACUCGAUGCCGACAUGACCAGCAGCAAUAGUUUCCCAGGCACGCGCCCUUAUUCCUACACCUCGGGGACCCGGUCGUUCGAGGGCUCGAAUACCUCUGGUCGACCCAGGUUACGGACUUACAAGUCUCACUUCAAGCAGAGAUAUCUAGUUGAAGCUGCUUGGCGAUCUGGCGGUACUAGCACAACGCGGAAUAUUACCCAAGAGGGGGGCGUCGUCACGAGCCUGCAUCUGACGCCCAAGUACAUCAUUGUGGCACUUGAUAAUGCCAAGAUUCAUGUGUUCGAUACUGAGGGAGACUCGCAACGCACCCUGCAGGGACAUGUUAUGGGUGUCUGGGCCAUGGUUCCUUGGGAUGAUACUCUGGUCAGUGGAGGCUGCGAUCGCGAUGUGAGAGUAUGGAACCUUAAGACUGGUGCCUGUUUACACACCUUGCGAGGUCACACAUCGACAGUGAGGUGCUUGAAAAUGGCAGAUGCAAAUACGGCGAUUUCUGGAUCCCGGGAUACAACCCUAAGAAUCUGGGAUAUCCGAACCGGCCUUUGCAAAAAUGUUCUUGUUGGUCACCAGUCCAGUGUUCGGUGUCUCGAGAUCAAGGGAGACAUUGUCGUAUCCGGUAGCUAUGAUACUUUCGCUCGAGUCUGGAGCAUUUCCGAGGGCCGUUGUCUUCAAACGUUACAGGGCCAUUUUAGUCAAAUUUAUGCCAUUGCGUUUGAUGGUAAGCGAGUCGUGACGGGCAGUUUGGAUACCAACGUGAGAAUUUGGGAUCCGACUUCUGGUGAGUGUCUGGCUAUCCUCCAGGGUCACACGUCUCUCGUUGGACAGCUUCAGAUGCGCGGUGACACCUUAGUUACCGGUGGAUCAGAUGGAUCGGUCAGAGUUUGGUCACUGAAAGAAAUGUGUCCGAUCCACCGUCUCGCAGCUCACGACAACAGCGUCACCAGUCUGCAAUUUGAUGAUACUCGAGUCGUGAGUGGUGGCAGUGAUGGCCGAGUUAAGAUCUGGGACCUCAAAACUGGACAUCUCGUCCGUGAACUCAUCGCGCAAGGUGAAGCUGUCUGGCGUGUUGCCUUCGAAGAUGAGAAGUGUGUUGCUUUGGCCUUGAGACACGGCCGUACAGUCAUGGAGGUGUGGUCGUUCUCACCACCCGAAGAUAUGCUCUAUGACCGACCACUCUCGCUUCAACAGCGGGUACUGGAGGAUGACCCGAAUCGCCCACUGAGCGCCAUGGCUAUCGACUAUCGCACUUCACAACAGACUUUGGUCAGUUCUAGCCGAGACGCUUCCACCCACGAUGUCGAGAUGAACGACGCUGGCCCUUCAACUGCCCCAUUGCAGGGCGGUACGUUCUUUCAUGACGACUGA
Fusarium fujikuroi IMI 58289 is the source of this 1944-nucleotide messenger RNA. Its product is annotated as related to archipelago beta form (F-box-WD40 repeat protein). Gene Ontology annotation, molecular function: histone binding. Bases 1 to 1944 code for a protein of 647 amino acids. The record is from RefSeq and is a predicted model, not a curated record. NCBI's taxonomy places the organism in Eukaryota, Fungi, Ascomycota, Sordariomycetes, Hypocreales, Nectriaceae. Gene Ontology annotation, cellular component: Set1C/COMPASS complex. The transcript is spliced from 6 exons.